CGUUCGGCGAGCGUGCUAUCAGCUGUUAUCAGUACGUCAUUUUGUCUUUAAUUAUUUUACGUUUCAUAAACGAUAAAGAUAAUGAUGCCAUAGCGCUGCCAGAGCGCCGAACGUAGCAUAAAAGGGCGACUCCAUAAUCCAUAUUCUAACGCAAGAUACGUGACUAACAGAGCAUACCGAGUGGUAUCAGGACACCCUGUAUAACGGCAAGUAAGAAAAACAAGAAAAAAAUACCGGCAAUUAUUAGGUAAUGUGACGAGUCGCAGAGUUCAAGGGGAAAAAUGGGCCAGCGAGUAUCGAGGACGGAUUUCGAGUGGGUCUACACCGAGGAGCCGCAUGCCGCGCGGCGUAAAAUAAUUCUAGAGAAAUAUCCAGAAAUUAAGCAGUUGUUUGGCUAUGAUCCAAAUUUCAAAUGGAUUGUCACUGGAAUGGUAUUAGUGCAGUUUCUAUCGUUGUUUAUCGUUAAAGAUUUGAGUUAUCCAAAACUUUUGCUAUUAACAUACUGUUUUGGAGGUGUGAUAAAUCAUUCUCUUAUGCUUGCGAUACAUGAGAUAGCUCAUAAUCUUGCCUUUGGACAUGCCAGGCCUAUGGCUAAUCGACUGUUUGGCUUUUUUGCAAAUCUGCCAAUAGGAAUACCGAUAUCAAUCAGUUUUAAAAAAUAUCAUCUCGAACACCAUCGUUAUCAGGGAGAUGAAAAAUUAGAUACAGACUUGCCAACAUUAUUAGAGGCGAAAUUAUUUUGUACAACUUUUGGGAAAUUCUGUUGGAUACUAUUACAACCAUUUUUCUAUGCAUUCCGACCUUUUGUAGCGUAUCCAAAAAUACCAACUUCCCUUGAGUAUAUAAAUGUAGUUAUACAAUUGACGUUUGAUGGCUUACUUUGGUACUUUUUUGGCGGUAAAGUAUUGUUUUAUCUGAUUAUUGGGUCUCUUCUGGCAAUGGGAUUGCAUCCGGUGGCAGGACAUUUUAUAUCGGAACAUUAUAUGUACAGAAAAGGUUUUGAGACAUACAGUUAUUAUGGCCCUCUAAAUUUCAUUACUUUCAAUGUUGGAUACCACAAUGAACAUCAUGACUUUCCUGCGGUGCCUGGUUCGAGAUUACCAGAAGUAAAACGUAUAGCCGCAGAAUUUUACGAUAAUUUGCCGCAGCACAAUUCGUGGGUUUCUGUUUUGUACGAUUUCGUGGUGGAUCCUGAAAUUGGACCAUAUGCAAGAACGAAGAGAAGGCAUCGAGGAUUGGAUGGAUAGAUUUUCUAAGCUUCUUAGCUUUUUUAAGAAUAUAUCAAAUAAGAUUUAUACAUUAUCAUUUCUGCAUAUUGCUAAGCAGAAUUGCAUAUUUAUUAUGGCACAAUUAAAAAAUUGCUAUGCUAUUCGGGAUAAUACAUGAGGGCUUAUGCUGAAAGGUAUAUAAGCAUAUUUGCCUGCAUUGUAAUGUAAAUUCAGGGAAAAUUUAGAGAUAAUAAUCUAUGGGCAAGCAAAAUUUUUCAAUUCUUCUAUUAAGUUGUUCUCGUCUCAUGAAAAUUUUGAAUCUUAUUUCUAGUCACUGCGAAUAACUUUUGAUUAAUUAUUCGUGUCAGUUAAUAUGCAGUAUUCUUUUCUGUUCAAUAAAGUAGAAAAAUGGGCAUUCUAAUGCAAUUUUGAUCAACUGAAACUGGCUAUCAUUUUUAUUUUAUCUAAUAUAUAAUAUCUAAAUUAAUUACAAUUUUAUAAUACUAAUACCAUUAAAGUUCUAUCUUGAUGUGAUUGUACAGAAUACAAAACUUUCAAUUAAAUGUUAGCUCAUGAAAA
Wasmannia auropunctata (little fire ant) is the source of this 1787-nucleotide messenger RNA. RefSeq names its product sphingolipid delta(4)-desaturase DES1 (gene ifc). The record is from RefSeq and is a predicted model, not a curated record. Bases 282 to 1247 code for a protein of 321 amino acids. NCBI's taxonomy places the organism in Eukaryota, Metazoa, Arthropoda, Insecta, Hymenoptera, Formicidae. Gene Ontology annotation, molecular function: sphingolipid delta-4 desaturase activity. Gene Ontology annotation, cellular component: membrane. Gene Ontology annotation, biological process: ceramide biosynthetic process. The transcript has 7 exons.